AUGGUCACUGCAGCAGGAACCAGCGGCACGAGUGACUUCAAGGAAUUUGUUGAAGAAUUUACCAGACUGCUGAAGUGUGCCUUGCUCUAUGGAGACAAGCAACCUGCUGUGGAGAGAACCCUCAGCUUUGUUGUCAAGUUUGCCACAGCAGAGAAGACUGAACAAAAUGCAGGGAAAGGGAAAGACAGUGAAGACGAGGAUGAAGAGGCUGAUCCUUUUCUUGAAAACCUUAUUGUAUUUCUUUUAAAGAAUCAUGAAGCAAACAAUGCUGCAGUGAGGCUAAGAAUCUGCCAGCUACUGAGCAUGUUGCUGAGGCAGAUGGGAGCCAAGGCAGCUAUAGACAAUGACUUAUAUGAUCUCAUUUAUGACACAAUGCUCCAUCGCCUCCAAGACAAAAUUCCAGGAGUUCGCAAGGAGGCUGUCUUGGCCCUCACUCGACUACAGGACCCUUACAACAAAGAUUGUCCUGUUAUAGAAGCUUAUUGCUUUCAUCUGUGUAAGGAUCCCAACUAUGAUGUUCGUCGUGCUGUGCUGAAUAAUAUUGCCGUCACUUACCAAACCCUGCCUGCCAUCCUGGACCGCACCAGAGACGUCAGGGAGCUGGUGCGCUGUCAGGCAUACACAGUGAUCUCCCAGAAGAUCCACUUGAAGUCCUUGACCAUUGCCCAGCGUGUGAGGCUCCUCUCUGAGGGUCUGAAGGAUCGUCAUGAAAUGGUGCGGAAUUGCGUGAAGAAAAAGUUGAUUCCAUCAUGGCUGCGCCUGUUGGGUGGCAAUGUGUUGGAUCUCCUCACCUGUCUGGAUGUUGAGGCAUCAGUCAAGGAGGCAGAGCUCGUCCUCAAAACCAUAUUCGAGCUUAUACCUUUCCCUGACCUUGUUAAAAACAUUGGACUGACAAAGCAGCAGCGACUGAUCAGCCCAAAUGAGCUGCAGCCAGAGUCUGCCCUCCUCUGGAGAUGUCUUGCUCAGCACCUGAGGGAGGAAGGUGCUGAAGAGGCACUAGAGGAGAUUCUUCCUGACCUCACUCAGUUCUGCUCCUACUUGAAUGACUUUGUAUUGACGGAUGUUAUGGCGGGGGAAGAUGAGCAGGAUGCAGCCAUCCAGGUCAUGGAAAGGGAGUUCAUUACAAACCAACUCAUAUCCAUCAUUCUUGUGUAUGACCUGUCAGAUGAGGCUGGACGCCGAUCCCUGGACCAAAUGGUGCGAAACCUGCUUGUAUCUGACAAGAUUGGAGAGUCCCUGGUCAAAGGCCUUGUGGAAAUCUUCAGCAAGCUUCACCCACUCAGCACCAGGAUCAACCAAUUAGCUGAAAUAAUUUCUGAGAUACGAGAACCACUCUGCAAGACUGUUGAGGUACCAAUGAGUGAAGAGGAAGAGAGGAAGAAAAAACUAAAGGUUGCAAGCUUGAAAGUGAAGAUAAAUCAAGUACGGGAGGAACUUCAGAAGAAUAUGUUGGAUCUAGACUUGGAAAAGGCUCAGUUACAAAAGGAUGAAUUACUAGAGCUUGAGGCCCAGUUGUCCCAGCCUUGUCAACCCAACCCAUCUACUGAAGAGAUCACUCAAGAACCCCGUAAUGACUCAGCCACUCUCAUCAAGUGUCUGACCAUCUUCUGUAACAUAGUGGAAUGUUCACAAGUGGAGGAGCUAACUCCAGCCUUGCAGACUUUGCAUGAUGGUCUAAUUUUGGGAUGUCUACGUUCUGAAGACCCUGCUGUGAGGAACUCUGGGGUGCAGGCACUUGGACUUUUAUGUCUUCUUUCCAAGGACCUAGCGAAGCAACACAUCACUCUUCUUAUGCAGGUAUCAAAAAUUGAUGUUGAAAAAAUCCAACUCACUGCCCUGCACUGUAUUAUUGAUUGUCUUCAUUUGUAUGGCAUUGAGGAAUUUGCUGAAGUUGCUGAAGAUUUGCCUCAAACUCCACUGGUAGAGGCUCCUGAAAAAGAUGAUAAAGAAGAAUGUGUGGAAGAUGGGGGUGCCAUUAUUGCUGCUUUGUGUGAUAGGUUGGAUGCUGAAAGCUUAGAAAUAAGGACAUUAGUGGUGGAAGGACUAUGCAAGUUAUUGUUGUCUUCCCGUAUCACGUCAUCAAAGUUGCUGUCUCGUCUUAUUUUGACAUUCUACAACCCAGCAACAGGAGAUGACAGCUUUGUGCGCCACAUUCUUGGAGUGUUCUUCCCUCUUUAUGCCUCUGAAGAUGGAAGCAAUCAGGAGAGUCUGUGUGAAGCUGUGAUGCCCACCUUGCAGACACUCCUGCAUGCUCCAACCCGCUCUCCAUUAGCCAGUGUAGAUAUAGAGAAUGUGACCAGCUUUUUGAUCUCCAUCACUAGCCCAACCAUUCUUUCUGAGGAAUGUCAAGAGAAAGUAAAUGUCCAUGACACGUUGGUGUUCACUCUUUGCUCUGAGGUGCUGACCAAACCAACUGGAUAUCUGGCCAAGGUGUUCAUCCGUUGCCUCAGCAGUCUCAAUCUGACGCCCACAAACUUUUCCACUCUACGCCAGCUUGAUGUGCUUGUAACAAAAGUUAUUAAGGUUAUUGAAGGUAAAAGUGCCCAGAAUUCUGUAAAGCGUUUGCAGCAAAAGAUUCAAGACUUCUUAUCCAGUGCUCCUGAUAAUGAAGCAACAGAGGAAAAUGCAUCUACUGAAGAUGAAGCAAGUGCAGAAGAAACCAAAGAUGGAGAGCCACCUGCAGACAGGACCGAGACCACCAUAAUAAGAAGGAAGAGAAUGUUGUAUGACAAUCAGACCAUAACUGAUCCUGCCUUGUUCUCUUGUGGGGAUGAUUCUGAGGCAGAAGGAAGAAGCCCCAGCAAGAGAAUAGCGCACAGCUCCUCCAUUGAUAGCCUGGAUAAUGAUUCAGUAACUUUUGGUUCUUCAGUGAUUACCAGUACCCAGAUCAAGAUUGUUGAACCAGAAUCACAAGGGGAAUCAAAUGGAAGUGUGCCUUCUGCAAUACCUGCAGCACCGCAAAUUGAUACGGAACUAGAAGUGAGCCAAGCAGAGGAGGUAUUUGUCUCCAACUUAGAAGGACUAGUGAAGUCAUCCCAACAGGAAUGUACUGUAGCUGCAAGCAGAGAGAUACCCAGCUCUGAAGAUGCCAGGUAAAUUACCAGACUAAUUGAGAACUGUGAUGGAUGUUGUAAAAGAGGGUUGUUCUUGUCAAAACACUUACCUUAGAAUGAAGUGAUUCACAAAUUUACCAGAAGAGAAAAGAUAUAGAGUGUGUAGCAUGAGUUUCUAU
Molecule: messenger RNA, 3232 nt
Organism: Scylla paramamosain (green mud crab)
Lineage: Eukaryota; Metazoa; Arthropoda; Malacostraca; Decapoda; Portunidae
Gene: Cap-G
Product: condensin complex subunit 3-like
Exons: 18
Coding region: 1-3096 (1031 amino acids)
Biological process (GO): mitotic chromosome condensation
Cellular component (GO): condensed chromosome; condensin complex; cytoplasm
Source: RefSeq, a predicted model, not a curated record